This is a messenger RNA of Phascolarctos cinereus (koala), 2303 nucleotides long. RefSeq names its product antagonist of mitotic exit network 1 homolog (gene AMN1). Gene Ontology annotation, biological process: SCF-dependent proteasomal ubiquitin-dependent protein catabolic process. The record is from RefSeq and is a predicted model, not a curated record. Gene Ontology annotation, cellular component: SCF ubiquitin ligase complex; cytoplasm. Lineage: Eukaryota; Metazoa; Chordata; Mammalia; Diprotodontia; Phascolarctidae. Gene Ontology annotation, molecular function: protein binding.
GUCGCUGACGUCAGCCAUGGUCCCGCGAUGGGAGGGGCGGAGUGUCAGGGCUGUGGCCCAGCUAACUUGGGAUUUGAGGGAAUUGGAUCGGAGACUCAGAGCUAGUCCUUAGGCCGCCAUGCCUCAUUCCCGGCGGGUCAGUCACCUCCUGGACCUUCCUAGGAAGACCCACAAAUGAAGAAGAGACAAAAUUUGCUUGAAGAACCACAUUAUUGAAGGGAGGCAUCCUUGAAUUCCUGGGGAAUAACUUCGUCUUGCCACAUAACUCGGAAAAUUUCAAUCAGCUCUUGUAUGAGCAGUGGACGCCCUGCCUUAUGCCUUUGGUGCUUGAUGAAGAAUAUUUCCAGAUAUGUCACAGACAUUAAACUUUUGCCUCCUAAUAUAAAAGAUAAGAUGAUUAAAAUAAUGAGUUUUCAAGGGCGAAUAACAGAUUCCAAUAUUAGUGAGAUUUUGCACCCUGAAGUAGAUUCUCUAGACCUCCGAAGCUGUGAUAUUUCAGAUACUGCAUUAUUACAGCUUUGUAACUGCAGGAAACUGAAGAAAUUAAAUUUAAAUUCCUCAAAAGAAAAUAGAAUUUCUGUUACUUCAGAAGGAAUAAAAGCUGUUGCAUCAGCUUGCUCAUUUCUUUCUGAAGCCUCUUUGAAAAGAUGCAGUAAUCUCACAGAUGAAGGUGUCCUUGCCCUUGCUCUCAAUUGUCGGUUACUGAAGAUAGUUGACUUAGGUGGCUGCUCAGGUAUUACUGAUGUGUCUCUACAAGCCCUUGGAGAGAACUGUCCAUUUUUACAGAGUAUUGACUUUUCUGCUACUCAGGUAACUGACAGUGGUGUGGUUUCACUUGUUAGUGGACUAUGUGCUAAGAAAUUAGAGGAAAUUCACAUGGGGCAUUGUGUAAAUCUGACUGAUGGUGCUGUGGAAGCUGUUCUUACUUGUUGCCCUCAAAUACACAUUUUACUCUUUCAUGAAUGCCCUCUGAUAACAGACGAUGCCGUGGUGGAGACAGCCAAGGAGGCCACGGAGCCCAGGCUGUGCCAGGACACGUUCUCCAAAAUGGCCAAAUACCUGACAGAUGAGCUGACAGCCACCAGUGAAAACUAUAAACUUCUGGAAAAUAUGAGCAAACUGACUAGCUUGAAGUAUCUGGAAAUGAAAGACAUUGCAGUAAACGUAAGUAGAAACUUAAGGACUUAAACCAGAAAUCUGCAGCACUUCAGCCUUCUCUGGAUCAGGUCACUUUAACUGAGGAGCAAGUAGCAGCUCGUGAGCAGGCAGCUUAGAAGUUGGAUGCCUACUCAAAGAAACUAGAGGCAAUGUACAAGUUAGAGAGGCGAUGAAAGAAUCCUUUAGCACAAAGGCUUGAACUACAAGAAUGCUUCAUAAAAGCUGAAAUGAGUGGGAUGGAAAUUUAUCACUAUGCUUCAGUUCCUAAAAGGAAGCGAUGCUGCUCACGCAAGGAGAAUUCCAGCCCCCACCUCUGGUUGGAUGUGUAACUCUGGCCACCCCUUGAUGUUUCCUAAACCUGAAGCCCCUGGAACCUCAUCUUGUCAUGUGCUUCACUGUGUGCCCUGGACCAAGGCUCAGAAAUCAGGAUCAACCCCAUCUAGAGCAGUCACAGAGGAGAAAGUUUCGUCUCCCUGUCUCCUCCCCUCUUCUCUCUCCCCUAGGGCUCCAACUUGGACUCUGUUAUAAAUGUGCCCUCCACCCCCUUUAUAACUUCUUCUUCAACUUAAAUAAUAAAUGCUGCUUAUGAAAAAAAAAGAAGAAACGAAAAGAAAGAAAAGUUGUCCCUGCCCUCAAGGAGUUGAUAUUCUCAUGGAGAAAGACAACAUACAAAAGGGAGAAAAGGGCUGGCAACAGGAGGGAUAUUCCAAGGCGAGAAGGUCUCAGACACUGAGAGAAGUAACAGGGUGAGAAGGCAGCUGUAUCAUGGCAGCAAAGUCCAUAGAGUCAGAAGCACUGGUGGAAGGGGAAUAAAGCAAGGCUGGCUUGGGUCCAUCCCCAAAUUAGAGGUCCUAAAAGGAAUUCACCAAUGGGUAAAGAGGACCAAGGAUAUUCCAGAAUGAAAAGGUAGCUGAAUCAUGGUGUCUAAGCCUAUGGAAUCAGAAGCAUAGCCAAGAGACAAAUAUUAAAGGACACGUCUUUACUUUCUGUUAACAAUUUCUAUUACAGUGCUUUGAAGGAGGGCAAGAGAAGUAUAUUUUGUAUAAGGGGGAGGUCUAAGUGCUUGUUGGCAAGUGUGCAUCAAAACAAAAUGUGUCAAUACACUUUCUUACAAGUUGCAUUAUAAAGCUGGUUGUUGAGUUUCA